CAGUCGGAAUCAAACGUCGCAUUAGUAUAAUAUAUUGGUAAAAGAAAAAAGUUCCUCAAUAUAAGUAAAUAAAGAAAAUAAUUAAACUGGACUUUGGAAUCAAACAUUUAUUUUAAUACAUGUAGGAAAAAGAAAUUCAUUGUCACAUUAUAAAUUAAAUUUACACUACCAAAAAUAUUUAAUAUGCCAACAAAAUUUUGGGAUUAUUUUAGUAACAAAUUAGGAGAAACAAAUUUUGGCAAAUAAAUGCACAGCUGAUUUACAUAUAACAUAAAUUUAAUAAAAAUGAUAUCUUCAUAAUGAGUCUCAUUGAGAAACCAAAUUUAACUAUGGCUUUGACAGCUACAACUUCACAAAAUCAAAAUACAAUUAAUUCAAAUUUAAAUAAUGAAAAUUACGCCACCGUUCUACAAAACAAAGAAAACGAAACAAAAAUAACUGAAGAACAUAAUAAAACGAACAACAUAGAAAAUGUUAUGAUUAGUCUGAUAGCUGGAGCAACAGCUGGUGCCUUAGCAAAAACUACCAUUGCUCCUUUAGAUAGAACGAAAAUAAAUUUUCAGAUAAACAAAAAUAUACCUUAUUCUUUUGGAGCGGCCUUGGGAUUUAUUAGGAACACUUAUGAAAAAGAAGGAUUUCUUUCUCUUUGGCGUGGAAAUUCUGCAACAAUGGCUAGGAUAAUUCCAUAUGCAGCGAUUCAAUUUGCAGCACAUGAACAAUGGAAAAGAAUUUUAAAAGUUGAUCAAGAAAAAGAAACAAAAAUUAGGCGCUUUGUAGCAGGAUCAUUAGCUGGUAUUACGUCACAAUCUCUCACGUACCCAUUAGAUUUGGCAAGAGCAAGAAUGGCUGUUACAGAUAAAUACUCGGGUUAUAAAACAUUAAGACAAGUUUUUCUAAAAAUCUGGGUUGAAGAAGGACCUAGAACUUUAUAUAGAGGAUAUUUUGCUACAAUUUUAGGUGUAAUUCCGUAUGCUGGCGCGUCGUUUUUUACUUACGAAACUCUUAAAAGGAAGUAUUUUGAAUUGACUGACACUACAAAACUUUCAAUGGUAAUGUCUUUAAUUUGUGGAGCUUGUUCCGGUGUGGUUGGUCAAACUGCAUCUUAUCCUUUAGACAUUGUACGAAGACGUAUGCAAACAAUGGGUGUUCGUAAAGAUACUGGCCAAUAUAACACAAUACUCUCCACAUUAAAAAAAAUCUAUAGGGAGGAAGGUUUAAAGAAUGGAUUUUUCAAAGGGCUAAGUAUGAAUUGGAUCAAAGGUCCUAUAGCUGUUGGUAUUAGUUUCUCAACAUAUGAUUCUAUCAAAGAAUUUAUAAGAGAGUUGCAUCAAUAUAAACGUGGAAGGAAUAAUUCAUAGGAGUUUAAAGUAUUGGGUAACCAAUAAAUUGAAGAAUUGUGUAAUUAAAAAUAAUAUAUUUGUUAAAUAGUUUUCAACUGACUUUCCACUUAUACUCUAAAAGUAUAAAUAUUGUCAAUUUUCGUUAAAAUUUUAAGAUAAUUAUAGAUGUUAAUAAAAACGAUUCUUACUAUUCAGCGCACUAUUGGAAAGACAAUAAUAAUAAGUCAAAAUAAAUUAUUGAAAUUUCAUUUUCUAUUGUAAAUUAAAAAAAUUGACUUGACUUUCUAAAUAUAAUAUGGUAUUUUUAUAAUAAAACAUACUUUUAGAAAAAAAUAUUUGGGAAUUAAGUA
Messenger RNA from Condylostylus longicornis, 1690 nucleotides. RefSeq names its product mitochondrial coenzyme A transporter SLC25A42 (gene DPCoAC). Gene Ontology annotation, biological process: transmembrane transport. The transcript has 9 exons. Bases 300 to 1358 code for a protein of 352 amino acids. NCBI's taxonomy places the organism in Eukaryota, Metazoa, Arthropoda, Insecta, Diptera, Dolichopodidae. The record is from RefSeq and is a predicted model, not a curated record. Gene Ontology annotation, cellular component: mitochondrial inner membrane.